Molecule: messenger RNA, 3395 nt
Organism: Elaeis guineensis (African oil palm)
Lineage: Eukaryota; Viridiplantae; Streptophyta; Magnoliopsida; Arecales; Arecaceae
Biological process (GO): protein phosphorylation
Molecular function (GO): protein kinase activity; protein binding; ATP binding
Source: RefSeq, a predicted model, not a curated record
CAAUUCCUCCCACCUACGUGUUUCCUGGUUCAGUCUUGUGACCCGUUAGACUAAAACUCCUUCCUUGAAGCACUUCUUUCCUCCAUUCCGUGUGUUCUGGUCUUUGGAAAAUCUUUCUUUUCUAGUACAAAGGCAAUAUCUUUCUUCUCGUUUUAAGAAGAUGAUAGCCUCACCUCUUCUUUCGCAACAAAUCCAGGAGAAAUGGAGAGGUCUGCUCAUGUCUUCCUCUUCUCAUUCGUGUUCUUCUUUUCCUUCUCCUUACUCUUCGAUUAUGGGUUGGCGGGCACUUCGUUCGAGCUGGUCCGAAACCAGAGAGAAAUCAUGAAAAACCUCUCGCAGAGCCUCCCCACGUCUCCAUCAAAUCUGCUGUGGAACACCACGAACCCAGAUCCCUGCCAUUGGAGUCGGGUUGUCUGCUCCCCUGCGCCCGCGUCCAAUGUGACGGGUCUCACCCUUUCCGGCCUCCGCCUUGGGUCUGCCAAUGCCUCCAUAUCUUCUAUCUUUGACCUCCUCUGCCGCCUAAAUUCCUUGGAGUUUCUCGACCUCUCCCAAAACUCCCUCACUAUCAUCCCCUCCUGCUCCGGUCUUUCCAAGGUGAAGUCUCUCAACCUCAGCUACAAUCACUGGAAAGCUCCUCUGCCUAGUUUCUCGAGUUUUGAAUCCUUGGAAUCUUUGGAUCUGUCUUUUAACCACUUGGAAGAUGUGGGUACCCAACUGGAUGGGCUCAGACGAUUGAAAAGAUUCAAUCUUUCUGCUAAUUCCUUCAACGGCACCAUCCCAGUUGGUGGUCGUGGUGGGAAAUUUCCGAGCUUGGAAGCCCUGGUGCUCUCCAUCAAUCACUUCCAAGGUGAUAUCCGAUGGAUUUUAGAUUAUAAGAACCUUUCCAUGUUGGAUCUCAGUCAAAAUGACCUUAGCGGUCCUAUUCCGGAUGGUAUCCAGAGGCUUUCCAAGUUGGAAAAUCUCAUCCUUUCUUCCAAUAAUCUCACUGGGAAAAUCCCUGAUGGUUUGGCAAUGAUCAAGAACUUGUCCCGAUUCGCCGCGAAUCAAAACAAGUUCAAUGGUUCUAUUCCACCUGGAAUUACUAAGCAUCUGAAAAUUUUGGACCUCAGCUACAAUAACCUCACCGGAAAGAUCCCAUCUGGCCUCCUCUCUCCACCUACUUUAGCUUCUGUGGAUCUGACCGGCAACCGACUUGAAGGCCCUAUCCCUGAGAAUUUGUCCCACAGUCUCUACCGACUGCGACUGGGAGGAAAUUCGCUCAAUGGGAGCAUCCCGUCGGCAAUCGGACAGGUCGCAGCUCUGACAUAUCUUGAGUUGGAUGGCAAUCAUUUGAAUGGAAGCAUUCCAUCACAGCUGGGGCACUGUAGGAAUCUGACUCUGUUGAAUCUGGCUUCCAAUCAGUUGCAAGGGAGGUUGCUGAAGGAUUUGGGUAAUCUGCAACUACUAGUAGUUUUGAAGCUUCAAGGGAAUCAUCUUAGUGGAGAAAUACCUAAUGAGUUCCUCCAGUUAGGGAACUUGAGCACUCUCAAUCUUAGCCAGAAUUUACUCUCUGGGCAGAUACCUUCCUUAAUUUCCAGGUUGAAGAAUCUUCAAGUCCUCAAUUUACAAAGUAAUGAAUUCAAUGGUUCAAUACCAAAUAAUAUUAGUGCCUUGGCAUCCCUGCAUGAGCUCCAGUUAGGAAACAACAAAUUGAGUGGAACCAUUCCAGAUAUGCCAACUAGCUUGACAGUUUUGAAUCUCACCAGCAACCUCUUUAGGGGACCCAUACCUUCAAGUCUUAGGGAGUUAUCUAACUUGGAGAUUCUUGAUCUCUCAAACAAUAAAUUUAGUGGUGAGGUUCCAAAUUUUCUUACUCAAAUUCAUACCCUGACAGAACUGGUGCUCUCUAAUAAUCAGCUCUCUGGGGUGCUUCCUAACUUUCCUUCAUAUGUCACUGUCAUUGCCAGUGGAAACCAACUCAUAAACUCAAAUACAAGUUCUGAGAUUAGGAUAAAAAGAAACACAAAUGCUUUAAUCAUCAUUGCAGCUGUUGCUAGUGCCGCUAUUGGUUUGGGCUUGGUGGCAGCUGUUCUUCGACUAAUGGUUUCUAAGCAGUUCUAUUGGGUUGAAGAUGAAGGUAUACAGCCAGCAGAGAACCUUCCUCAAGUAAUUAAUGGUUCUUUCAUAACAGCAAAUGGUAUUCACAGGUCUAGCAUCGACUUCACCAAAACAAUGGAAAUUGUUAGUAAUCCAAGCAACAUAAUAAUGAAGACUAGGUUCUCUACCUACUACAAGGCCACCAUGCCCAAUGAGGUAAGCUAUACUGUAAAGAAGCUCAACUGGACUGACAAGAUUUUCCAAAUGGGGAGCCAUGAAAGGUUUGGGAAAGAACUCGAGGUCUUAGGGAGGCUGAGCAGUUCAAAUGUCAUGGUUCCACUGGCAUAUGUCUUGACGGUAGAUAGUGCUUACCUGUUCUAUGAACAUGUACACAAGGGGACUGUGUUUGAUUUUCUUCACAAGGGCUUGGAAAAUGCUUUGGAUUGGCCAUCUCGUUACAGCAUAGCAUUGGGGGUAGCUCAAGGAUUGACUUUUCUCCAUGGGUGCAAUCAGCCAGUUCUCCUUCUUGAUCUUUCAACUAAGAGUAUCCACUUGAAGUCGGUUAAGGAGCCUCAAAUAGGAGAUGUUGAGCUCUGCAAAGCUAUCGAUCCUUCUAAAAGCACUGGAAGCCUUUCUACUGUUGCUGGCUCUGUUGGAUACAUUCCUCCAGAGUAUGCAUACACGAUGAGGGUGACAAUGCCCGGCAAUGUUUACAGUUUUGGGGUCAUCUUGCUGGAAUUGCUGACUGGAAAACCACCAGUGAUUGGGGGAAUUGAGUUAGCUAAGUGGGCACUGCGCUGCUCCGCUAGGCCUGAAGAAAGGGAAAAGAUACUUGAUUCUAGGGUUUCUCAAGCAUCACUUGCAGUUCAUAGUCAGAUGCUGUCAGUUCUGAAGGUUGCCCUGGCUUGUGUUAGUAUCUCACCAGAUGCAAGGCCCAAGAUGCGGAAUGUGUUGAGAAUGCUAUUCAACGCAAGCUAAUGGCACAGGCAACUGAAGAAAAAUGCGUUUUGCCAUAUGAGAAAGGUGGGUGGUUAGUAGAUACACCCAAACUUAAAUGUUAUAUAGGAGCUUAGCAGUUGUUUUCUCUUCAUUUAGUCAAUCCACACCCUUCUUUGUAUCAUAAUGUGAGACCACAGUCCUUUCCUUUUUUCUGACCGACUCCCUAGAUAUAAUUGGAAGCAGUCAAUAGUACAAAGUAAUGGUAAAGAGAGGAGACCAUAGUUUUGUUGAAAUUUUUGCUUUAUAUGUAGUAAAAGCAUAAGGAACGGUUGCUUCUGCUUCAAGCUAGUAUUUUCAUUCAGGCUCGAGAAUUAUCCACA